AUGAGUGCAGUGUUUAGUAGCGUGUAAUUCGCCAAGCCAUCAGCAUGAGCGCUGAAGAAGUGCGAGAAUUGUACGAUUUUGCAGUGCCUCGCGUCCUGGCUGCCGGCAAGAUUAUGUUGGAGGCAAAAGUCAUCAAAGGGGAGGAAAAGAACGGUGUAGAAUGGGACUGGGUGACCGAAUUCGAUGGGCAGAUCGAGCAGGUGCUCAUCGGGCAGAUGAGACAUCGCUACCCUGAGCACAAAUUUAUAGGAGAAGAGUCGAGUUCGAAUGCGGAGCUUACCGAUGCCCCCACAUGGAUAAUCGACCCCAUUGAUGGCACGGAGAAUUUCAUCCACAAGCUGCGGCUCUCCUGCCUCUCGCUAGGAGUGACCAUUGGGAAAGAGCAGGUGUUUGGCAUUGUUUUCAACCCCCACAUGGAUGAACUUUUUACGGCCAUUCGAGGAGAGGGCGCUUUUUUAAAUGGCGAAAGAAUCCACGUGAGCUCUCAGAAUGAUUUUCGUCAGUCAUUCUUCAACUACGAACUGGGGAUGGCCAGGACGAGCGACUACUACUACAACCUCUACAUGUUCAGACUGAAGCACCUCAUUCCGAAGGUCAUGAGUUUUAGAUGUUUGGGGUGCGCCGCUCUAGGCCUAUGUUAUGUGGCCUGCGGCCGAACCGACGCCUAUCAGUGCGAUGGGUUGCACAUCUGGGACGCAGCAGCAGGGACUUUGAUAGUACGAGAGGCGGGCGGCUACGUGGUCGAUUCCUCCGGUCGAGACUUCGAGCUGGCCAAGCCAAACUUCCUGGCCGCUUCCACCAAGGCUUUAGCCGACCAAUACUUGCGCAUCGAAAGAGAGGCGGAUGAGGAAAUGAGUAGGGCUCUUAAGGUCAAAGAGGAGUUUGCUCCCUGAAUGCCUUUUCCCAGUUAAACUGUUUUUGCUCAGUUUCACACGGAAGGAACAGCAAACUCGCGAAACAAAAAAUGUUUUUGUGUUCCAUCCAGUGCCGUACACGAAAGACUCAGGACUCAUUUUAAGGAGAAUAAAUAGCAGCUUGUUCCAAAGAAA
Dendroctonus ponderosae (mountain pine beetle) is the source of this 1049-nucleotide messenger RNA. RefSeq names its product inositol monophosphatase 2. The transcript is spliced from 6 exons. Gene Ontology annotation, biological process: signal transduction; phosphatidylinositol phosphate biosynthetic process; inositol metabolic process. Gene Ontology annotation, molecular function: inositol monophosphate 1-phosphatase activity. The record is from RefSeq and is a predicted model, not a curated record. Bases 45 to 893 code for a protein of 282 amino acids. NCBI's taxonomy places the organism in Eukaryota, Metazoa, Arthropoda, Insecta, Coleoptera, Curculionidae.